GGCGCCCACGCCGCGCUGGGCGCGCCGCCACCUGCUGCUGGCGCACGCCGCGCUCUACGCCUACCGCGCGCCCGACUGCAAUAAGGCGGACUGCAUGAUCCACCUGGAGGGCUUCACGGUGUGCGCGGCGGGCGAGGUGAAGUCGCGCGAGCACGCCUUCAAGGUGUACCACACCGGCACCGCCUUCUACUUCGCCUGCGACAGCCGCGACAGCAUGCUGGCCUGGAUCCACCUCAUCCACCGCGCCACGCUCAACUCCGGCCCGCCGCAGAGCGACAUAUCGAAGCAGUUCUCCGAGACGGACUACUCGGACACGGAGUCGGACACGGACGGGCCGGAGCGGCGCGAGCGCGAGCGGCGCGAGGACAAGGACAAGUCCAAGUUCGGCUCGCUGCGCAAGCUGGCCGGCCGCCGCAGCGACUCGCACGAGAGCGUCGGCCACGCCUCCACCAGCCUGGACAGGAAGUACCUGCGCUUCUUCUCGCGCAACAAGAGCAAGGACGACAGUAAGAACGGCAAGAGCAAGCAUUCCGGUGUGCCCGUCCCGACCGAGCACUACCGCAGCUACCGGCGCGUGGAGGCGGCGGGGCGCUCGCUGGCCGCCGGGGCCCCGCCUGCUGUGGGGCCCGCCGCCGGGGCCCCGCCCGCCGCAGGGGCCCCGGCCGCCGCCAAGAUCCCCAAGCCCAUCAACUACAUCCACGCGUCCAACCCGAACCUCCUGGACUUCGAGAAGAGCGACUUCGUCACGAAGCCGACGCUGCGGGUCCCGCGGCCGCGCGCCAAGCCCGAGCCGAGCCCGAUGGGGCUGGUCACGCUCGAGGAGUUCAUGCUGAACAAGCAGGCCGAGGAGCGGAAGCAGGUGUACACGAACCGCGUGCUGCUGGGCGUGGAGCGCGACCGGCCGGCCGACCUGCAGCUGCGGCUGGACCGCAUCGUGCCCGACGUCAUCUACGGCGAGCUGCGCGCCUGCGCGCACAUGCAGACGUGUUGCGAACUUAUUGGUUACUUUGGGUGUCACGAACUACUUGACGCUGACUUUACCACAUAUCUACUGCGUGUGGGCAAUACAAUAUCAAUAGCGUCUCCCUGA
Molecule: messenger RNA, 1090 nt
Organism: Ostrinia nubilalis (European corn borer)
Lineage: Eukaryota; Metazoa; Arthropoda; Insecta; Lepidoptera; Crambidae
Exons: 6
Coding region: 95-1090 (331 amino acids)
Source: RefSeq, a predicted model, not a curated record